This is a messenger RNA of Oncorhynchus kisutch (coho salmon), 3104 nucleotides long. It is a transcript of the gene klhl30, whose product is annotated as kelch-like family member 30. The record is from RefSeq and is a predicted model, not a curated record. Gene Ontology annotation, molecular function: protein binding. The coding region runs from base 255 to 2042 and encodes 595 amino acids. Lineage: Eukaryota; Metazoa; Chordata; Actinopteri; Salmoniformes; Salmonidae. The transcript is spliced from 9 exons.
UUGCCCAAUGACUUGGCUCUAACAGUUGUCCUCCAUACUGCCAACUACAUGUUGUUCUUCCUGGCCUCUCUCUGAACCACACACUCCAUUUACCGGAAAUAUGAGCAAUUAUUCCCUUUAGUUACCCUCUCUGUCAAAUUUGAAAGCUGCAAACAAAUUUUAACAACACUCUAGGGGUAACAUUGACAGCAGCUGUUUGGGCCGGGGCUCUGAAACAGAAUAAGUGGUUAGAGAUCAGAAGUGUCGUGGUCACCAUGGUGCGUAAUGUGGACGAUCUGGACUUUUGCCUUGCCUCCCACCCCCAGAGCAUCCUGGAGGGGCUACGCUCCCUCUGCUGCAACCCCAAACUAGUGGACGUGACUCUGGAAGCGGGCGGCCGCGACUUCCCCUGUCACCGGGCCGUCCUGGCGCUCUGCAGCGUCUACUUCCACUCCAUGUUCUCCGGGGACUUUGUGGAGAGCAUCGCGGCCCGUGUGGAGCUGCACGGUGUGGAUCCUGACAUAAUGGCUUCCCUUCUAGACUUCUGCUACACAGGGAAACUCACCAUAAACCAGGGAAACGUGGAGGGCCUGAUACGCACGUCCAGUCAGCUACAGUUCCAGGCGGUCCGGACUGUGUGCAGCCGUUAUCUCCAGCACCAGAUCGAUGCCACCAACUGCCUGGGGAUCCUGGAGUUCGGGGAGGUACACGGCUGUCCCGAGGUGGUAGCAAAGGCUUGGGGAUUCCUUCUGGAGAACUUUGAGGCCGUACAGCGCUGGGAGGAGUUUCCUCUGCUGGAGAAGGAGAGGUUAGUGGCGUGUCUGUCCAACGAGAGGCUACAGACCAGGACAGAGUGUACCCGUGUGGAGGCAGCCCUGGCCUGGGUGAGACACCACCAAGAGUCCCGACUCCCCCACCUCCCAGAGCUUCUGGGGCUGACCCGCCUGGCCCUCCUGUCCCCUGACUACCUCACUAACACCCUAAUGAAGGACAGCCUGGUUCUAGCCUCUCUCAGCUGUGUGGAGGUGGUGGAGAGGGUAUGCAGAGAGAAAAUGGACGUGAAGCCAGGAGAUGUGGUCCAGACUGGCAGCCCGAGUCCCCAACCCAACCUGGAGGAGGUGUUAUUCGUGAUGGGAGGACGCUCGCUGGACGACUCAGAUGACGAAGAUGAUGAUGAUGAAGACAGAGACCCCAGGCUGCUGCCCGGAAACUGUGGCUUCUACAACCCUAAGACACAACAGUGGUAUGAGCUGCCAGUCUUCCCCAACCACAACAAGUACGGAUACUCUGUGGUCUCUUUGAAUAAUGACGUUUAUGUCACAGGGGGCUCGAGGGGUUCCCAAUCCAACACCUGGUCGACCACAGAGACCUGGAAGUACAUCACCAGAGAAGGACGGUGGGUGACGGUGGCUCCCAUGCUCCGGCCCCGGACUAACCACACCUCAGCAGCCCUCAGCGGAGAGAUAUACGUCAUCGGAGGCACUACAAUGGACUUUGUAGACAUUGAGCACUAUGACCCAUACAAUGACACCUGGGCCCGAACAUGCCCUGCAGUGAAAUAUGUCACAAACUUCACAGCGACUGCCUGCCAUGGUAAACUAUACGUGAUAGGCUCCUGUGCUGUUAAGUACAACGCCUUGACUCUGCAGUGCUACAAUCCUGUUAUAGAUGGGUGGAGUAUCAUCUGCUCUCCCUUCAUCCCCAAGUACCUGUCCUCUCCUCGCUGUGUCUCAGUGGAGGGGCUCAUCUACCUGAUCGCGGACAACACUAAGAAGGUUUACUGCUAUGACCCACUGGCUAACAUGUGGCAGAAGGUCCAGCUGCUGCACAUGCUCCAUGAGAACGGAGAUCUGGUGGCGUUGGACAGUCAACUCUUUGCAACGGGGGGUCACUGGAAGGGCAUGGAGGGGGACUACGGGGUGGAGGUGGAGGUGUACAACAGAGCUUCUAACAGCUGGAAGGUGGAGUGUUUCCUACCAAGGCUCUGGAUCUACAGUGGGACAUGUUCUGUCUUCCUGGACCCCUCCCAGUGGUCCGACCCAUUCCCCCUCGAUGAAACCUAAAUGGAACGGUCGGGUCCAUGGCAUGCAGCACUUGAAGUGGAAAGAUAGAGGUGCUGGUACUCAUUUUAGGUUCUGAUUUUAACUUAAAAGUACUGGUGUAGUCGACCAGAUUGUAGGGGUGAAUAUUCUAGAUGUGCAGUCAGCACUUAAAGGCCCAGUGCAGUCAAAAACAUGAUGUUCCUGUGUUUUAUGUAUAUGUAUUUCCACACUAUAAGGUUGGAAUAAUACUGUGAAAUUGUGAAAAUGACGACAAUGCCCUUUUAGUGUCAUUGCUCUUUGAAAAGACUCCCUGACAUUUCAGCCUGUUUUGAUUGGAUGGAGUUGUGGUCUGCCUGGUGACAUCAACAGACCGUAAAUUUGUUAAUUGGCCAAUAAGAAAGAAAGUUACAAACCUCUCUGCCAAUUACAGCAAGUUUUCAGAUUUCCACUCCCCACUCAGAACACUCCCGGAGAGUCCUAGCAAAACUAAUUUAUUGAGAAAUUGCUCUUUGCUAUUUAAAAUAAACCAGAGUACUUAAUUGUUACCCAGAAAUGAUUUAAUAUGGAGACCUUUAAUUAAGCAGUAGAUGCAGAUCUAAUUCAAGUACUGAGCCCACGGCACUGAGCCCACGGCACCGAGCCCACGGCACCGAGCCCACGGCCAUGACAGACUGAUCUCAGGGUUAUAGUGCACAGACUAUUGUCAGACUUUUAUGUCCGUAGACUACUGUAUGCAUGUGGAAUGUUGUUCAUCUCUAGAUUAUGGAGGGUUGUCUUGGCUGUCAGUAGCCUAGACUACUGUAUGCAUGUGGAAUGUUGUUCAUCUCUAGAUUAUGGAGGUUGUCUUUAUGCACUCCAAUAGCACGUUACUUGGUCCUCUAUGCUGCCUUGCCCAAUUCUUCUUCCCUUGUUAUUUUGUAACGUUAUACUCCUGUGACGAUGUGUUUAUUUAUGUUGUUACUUCCUGACUUCCCGAAACAUCUGUUGGCGUCUGUAUUAUUGAGUUUGUUUGUUUGUGUGUUGACUUAUUCAAACUUUGUAGAAAAUGUACUGUGAAUCAAAAAAUUUAAACUUUGUAGAAAA